Molecule: messenger RNA, 1443 nt
Organism: Cladocopium goreaui
Lineage: Eukaryota; Dinophyceae; Suessiales; Symbiodiniaceae
Source: the annotation of a GenBank genome assembly
AGGCGAUAUGAGGACUACCUCUCUGCCUUUGAAGUGAUCGAUCCUGACUACGCGGUGGCGCUGGGGCGGGCAGUCGAGGGCGCUUCCGAGCGAAUCGAUGAGGAGGGCUUUCUGCCACGGGCUGCCCUUUGUGCGGUGUUCGCCCGAGCGGCCUAUGGUGCUCUCAUGCAAAAGGGAGCAGGCGAUCGUGUGAGUGGUUUCCUGGGUCAAGCGGCGAAGUCCUAUGCCGGGAACUUCAAGGAUGAAGACCACACGGAGGCUUUCGUUGAGCUCACCGGUGCCAAACGUGAAGAUAUUGUCAUGGCACAUUGGACUGAGAAGCCGUUUGAACCUGCCUAUGUGGUCUUUUGGGUCCACCGAAUGCGUUGGCUGGUCCUCUCGGUGCGCGGCAGCUGCGAGUGGUCCUCGGUGCUCACGGACGUGGCGGCCGAGGAGAGCUUGCUGGCGGGCGGCCUGGCGCACAGCGGCAUGGCACGGGCUGCCAGGUGGAUUUUGACCACGGCCGGGCAGUGCAUGGCUGAAGCUCUUGCUGAGCGAGAUGAGUAUCGCCUGGUUUGUACUGGCCAUUCUCUGGGUGCCGAUGUGGCUGAACUUGUCGCAGUGAUGCUCAGGGAAGGCGACACAAGCCCCACGGACAUCCCCAAGUGCUUGGGUGGGCGCCAGGAUCUCGAGGCAUUGGACUCGUUUCUGAACGUGGAACCGCCAACCAAGGGCUACGGAGCCAAGGAUGCAGAGCCGCACGUGGCUCCAGCAUAUCCUUCAGCCAUGCGACGGGCCUUUGCUUAUGGCUUUGGCGCCUCCCCGAUCGUCUCCCCUCAGCUGGCUGCAAGAUGCUCCAGUUAUGUUCUGUCUGUGGCUUUUGAUGUGGACUACAUCACGCGGGUCUCGGUCUUCGGCAUUGACCGCUUGAUUCUGCAGCUCACGGAGCGCAGUGCAGCCCAGUUGGCCAAGCAAUGGAUUUCCCAGAAGAUGGGCCGUGGUGGAGGCGAGCGUUUGAGUCCUCGCACGCGCGCCUUUGGUGCCAACUCCCAGGUCGCCGAGGUCUUGUGCACCCCGGGUCGCUUGCUCCACAUGGAUUGUCGUGGAGUGGGCUUGACCGCAUCACCUGUGAAACUCUUGUGGUCUCUCCCGAGCUUCUACCAUGAACUGUACAUCAGCACGCACAUGUUUCACGACCAUUUGCCGAUUCGCUAUGUGGAGCAUUUGUUGGAAGCGAUUCGCCUGGCCGUACCUGGCACGGGUCAGGGCCUUUGCCUUAAGGACCGUGCCCAAGAACCAGAUGCGCACGAGACGGUGCGCAGCAGUUUGGAGGCCAUGAUCUUCACUCCAGUUCCGGCCGAAGCGUAGAAUUCACGCUGCCGAAAAAGACGUAUAUUUUCCCGGGUGCUACAACGCCCUAAAAAAUCUCGGUGGUACAACGUUACCUUUGCUGUUUGGAUGGAC